AUUGCGCAUGCGUGUAAUUAGACAUGAAUAUUCUAAAAUAUUUAAAGCCACUUGUUAACAAAAAUAUUUACGUGUAAUAGAAGUUUAUCAAUAAAUUUCUUUGUAUCUUUUAUUUAAAAUAUUUUAUUUAAUAUGUUAGUAUUGUGUGUGUGUUUUUAAUGUUUUUAUAGUGUAAUAUAAUUCUUCAAAUAUGCUGUCUAAUAUAAAUCUAGGAAUAGGUUAAUCAAUCAAUAGCUGCUUAGGUCUUGUAAACUAUAAAUAUUGUAUUGAAAUAAUACAUAUUUUUAUUAUAAGUUAUAUUGAUAUAUUUCAAUAUGAGAAAUAUUUUAAAGUUCUAUCAAAGCUUAUUGAUUAAGUAUCCAAUAAGAACUCAGGCAGCACAAGCUGGUAUAUUAAUGGGACUAGGCGAUCAAUUAGCACAAAAUUUAAUAGAAAGAAGAAAAUUCAAAGAUUUAGAUUUUAUUAGAACUGGUCAUUUCGCUGUUAUAGGAUUUUUUCUGGCUGGUCCAGCGACUAGAACAUGGUAUGGUAUAUUAGAUAAAUAUAUUGGUUCCAAAGGAGGAACCGUUGUUGUAAAAAAAGUUUUAUGUGAUCAACUACUUUUUGCUCCUACUUUCUUAUGUGUUUUACUUGUUUCUAUCGGAUUCUUACAAGGGAGUGACAUUGAUAGUUUAAAGCAUAAACUAAAAAGUAGUUACUUUCAAAUAUUAAUAAAUAAUUAUAAGAUUUGGCCUAUGGUACAGUUAAUCAAUUUUUAUUUUAUCCCAUUACAGUAUCAAGUAUUACUUGUACAAUCGGUUGCAUUAUUAUGGAAUACAUAUAUUUCUUAUAUAUCCAAUUUAGAAUAAGAUUGGUAGAAAAUAAUAAAUUUGAAAGGUACGCUUCUAAAUUUUAAAAUUAACACAUAUUUGGAUUAUUUUAUAAAAAAAAUAAUAAAUCUAAUAUUUUUAUGCGAUGAAAUUAAUAUCUUAAAAAUAAUACGAGAAACAAAGCAUUACAUAAAUUUGAUAUAUAGUGUUAAAAAUGACUAUGCUUUUAUGAUUACCUGUACGCAUCAAUAAAGAUAUUAUACAUCUAUAUUAUUCAUGUAAUAUAUUAUGUAAUAUACACAUGUUCAAAGAUAUUUGUUAUAUUUUUGUAAAUAUAUACAAAAUCAUGAUCAAUAAAAAUAUUAAUUACUUCAAU
Messenger RNA from Polistes canadensis, 1185 nucleotides. RefSeq names its product protein Mpv17 (gene Mpv17). The record is from RefSeq and is a predicted model, not a curated record. The transcript is spliced from 4 exons. NCBI's taxonomy places the organism in Eukaryota, Metazoa, Arthropoda, Insecta, Hymenoptera, Vespidae. The coding region runs from base 315 to 848 and encodes 177 amino acids. Gene Ontology annotation, cellular component: cytoplasm; membrane.